Argentina anserina (silverweed cinquefoil) is the source of this 912-nucleotide messenger RNA. Its product is annotated as syntaxin-125-like. Gene Ontology annotation, molecular function: SNAP receptor activity; SNARE binding. The record is from RefSeq and is a predicted model, not a curated record. Lineage: Eukaryota; Viridiplantae; Streptophyta; Magnoliopsida; Rosales; Rosaceae. Bases 1 to 912 code for a protein of 303 amino acids. Gene Ontology annotation, biological process: exocytosis; vesicle fusion; intracellular protein transport. The transcript has a single exon. Gene Ontology annotation, cellular component: plasma membrane; SNARE complex; endomembrane system.
AUGAACGAUCUGUUUUCCGAUAAUUCAUUCAAACGAUACAAGGAUCUUGAGCAUCAGGUCUACAUUGAUGAUGUCCGCAGCGAGGCGUGGGAUGAGACUGUCAAUCUCGAUGGAUACUUCAGGAAAGUAGAGAAUGUGAAGGAUGACAUGGGAGCUGUGGAGAAGCUUUACAAACAGCUCGAGGAAGCAAAUGAGGAGAGCAAACAAGUGCAUGAUGCCAAGUCCAUGAAAGGGCACCGUGCCAGGAUGGACUCAGAUGUUGAGAAAGUCUUGAAGCUUGCCAAAGUCAUCAAGGAAAAGCUUGAAGCACUUGAACUCUCCAAUGCUGAUCAGCGCAAACUCCCCGGAUGUGGACCAGGAUCAUCUUCUGAUCGAACAAGAGCUUCAGUACUCAAUGGUUUGGUGAAAAAGCUUAAGGCUAUGAUGGAUGAUUUUAAGGGCCUAAGGGCCAAAAUAGCCUCGGAAUAUAAAGAGACAGUUGGAAGGAGGUACUUCACAAUAACAGGUGAGAAGGCCAACAAAGAAAUGAUUGAGAAUUUGAUUGCCAGUGGAGAUGGUGAGACAAUAGUUCAGAGGGCAAUCCAGGAACAGGGCCGUGGUCAAAUUUUGGACACAAUUCAAGAAAUCCAAGAGCGACGCGAUGCUGUGAAGGAGAUUGAGCAGAGCCUCAUUGAGCUGCACCAAGUGUUCCUAGACAUGGCUGCGUUGGUUGAUGCACAAGGGCAGCAACUGAAUGACAUCGAGAGCCAAGUCGCGCGUGCGAGCUCGUUUGUCAGGGGAGCAACUGUGCAGCUUGAGGAAGCUAAGCAAUAUCAGAAGAGCAGCAGGAAAUGCAUUUGCAUUGGUAUAGUUAUCGCCUUUUGUUUGGUUAUCAUUCUUCUUUUCCCCAUUCUGAUUCACUUCAAGAGUUAA